Molecule: messenger RNA, 14281 nt
Organism: Dermacentor andersoni
Lineage: Eukaryota; Metazoa; Arthropoda; Arachnida; Ixodida; Ixodidae
Gene: mbt
Product: serine/threonine-protein kinase PAK mbt
Biological process (GO): protein phosphorylation
Molecular function (GO): ATP binding; protein serine/threonine kinase activity
Source: RefSeq, a predicted model, not a curated record
GCAGCUGUGUUAUUCCUGAGUUUCAACUUUGGGAUAUAGUAGCUUUUAAAACAAACAAAGGUUUUAGUUGACGUCUGAUCCGGAGAUACAUAUGUGAGGAACACUGUUUCACUCGCGAGAUGAACAAAAUGCCUCAAUUAUUAUUUCAUAUAUUAAACCACAAAUGCGAUUUCGAGAAUAAACUUUGCCAACAAAAUGAUAUUACUGUUAAUAUUUAAAAAAAAUGCACCUGUGCAAAUCCGGAAGUUCGGUUACCUGUUGAGGUGCCCGGAUGUCGAUACGUAGUGACAAGAUGGCGAAGCUUUGACAGAAGUGCUGCUGGAGCAGUGAGAUCAUCAGCAGCAGCGGGUGAACUACCUGGGCUCGCAAAAGGUUGAAGAGCAACCGGCUCCCAGGAUGUUCGCCAAGAAGAAGAAGAAGCCGAUAAUUUCGGCGCCAAGUAACUUCGAACAUCGUGUGCACACUGGUUUUGACCGGCGGGAGGGCCGCUUCGUUGGACUGCCGCCACAGUGGGCUAGCCUCAUUGGCGCAGGCCAAGACCGGCCCAAGCCAAUCAUCGACCCUUCAAACAUAACCCCCACCGAAAUACUGGACAUGAAGCUGCAUACUAUCGUGAGAGGUGGCACUCCCGGCAGCACAAGUCCUGUUGGCAGAGGUCCAUCGCGCCCAGGCGGGCCCGUUUCGGUGAUACGUUCCAACUCUCUCCGCAAGGAGAGCCCCCCCAUGAUCCAUCGAGACAUGAGUCGGCUUCCGCCACCUGUUCCUGAACACGACACAUUCCCAGAAAGCAGCCCAGCAUCUCAGGGCUACACACUGCCUCCAUAUGCACACUACCAGGGGCAGCAGCCACUUCGGGGCCAGCACCCACAGGCUCAGCAUCUGAUGGGAGGGGGUCGCGUACCACCUGACCACCUCCAGGGCCACCCUAAUGCAUAUGCCCCGGGCUACAUGCACCCGCAGCAGGGUCAUCCACAGGAUCACUCUCAGCAGGACACACAAAGCCAGGGCAUGCACAGGCCAGACGACUCGCAGGAGGCUCCCGAUAGCCCAUCAUUACCCACCCAUGCCCAGGGCUACCCUUCACAGGGACGUCAACAGCCUGGCAACAUUACACCUCAGCCACCUCACGGCGUUCCAUCGCACAAUGGCAGCUACUAUUCUGAGCAGGAACUGCCACCGCACAAUGGGCAACAGCCACAUCCAGGCCACUACGAAAGCCGGGACCACCUGCCCACUUCACACACUUUGCCAUCACAUUCGCAUCAUGCUCCACCGCCACACCUUCCACCACACGUCCAUCAUCCUCCAGCUCAUGCUGGACAGCAGCAGCAACAUUUACAGCAGGCAUCGCCUCGCCGAGAGAGCUGGGGCUCAGGCCAGGACCGCUACGAUGCCAGCGACUGGGAGUCCUCUGGGUAUGGUGCUGCGGUGCCUCCGCACACCCGGCCUGCCUCUGGCCUUGGGUUGCAGGCGCACCAUGGAGGUGCCCUUCCGUCGACGGCAGGUCACCCUCCUCCAUCCAUGCAUCACCCUCCAGCUCAACAGCAGCACCAGGCAGUUCUUCCGCAACAUCCUGCUGCCGGCACGCACCAUCCUCCUCCACAUACGAACCAGCAGCACCCAAGGGGUCCUUCGCCCAUGCACUCCGCACACAGCGGUGGCAUUCCACCGUCCCACCAGCCCCAUGUGCCACACAUUCCAAAUGGGAAGGUCCCACCUGCACUCAACGGGGGACACCGGAUGUCUCCUUCAGGAAUGGCAUCUCAGUAUGCUGUGAAUGAGCAUCCUGGUGGCUACUCCAUCCCUCCGUACCAGCAUCCAGCCUCCCAGCUGCCACCCUCCCAACUGCAGCAGCAGCAGCAACAAAGAGUCUCCCCGCAGAACAUGAACCAUGGCUCGCAGGCUGGUCACCUGCCGCCGGACAGUUACCGGCCAGGGCCUCAGUGCGGUCCCCACCAGUACGGGCCGUCCAAGUCUCACCCGGGCCACAGCCAUUCGCCUGGGCCAGGGCCCAUUGCCAAGGAAUUGCCAGCCGCCCCGCCAAAACCCAAGGUGCCAAAUGACCAUCACCAUCAUCAUUACCAGCCUACGGGACCACACCAGCAGCCACCAGUGCAGCAGCAGCCACCUGCUGGAGGACAGACCAUGGUGGAUGGUGGUCGGGAUGGAAUGGGCAAAAGUCAAGCAGCAAUGGACCAUGCACCACCACCGGUGGCGGGCAAGCCCCAGUCGAACCAUCCACCCGAGCACCAAAGGCUGUCGCACGAGCAGUUCCGAGCAGCGCUGCAGAUGGUGGUGAGUUCAGGUGACCCUCGUGACAACUUGGACAACUUUGUGAAGAUUGGUGAAGGCUCGACUGGCAUUGUGUGCAUAGCUACCGAGAAGCCCAGUGGCCGCCAGGUUGCCGUCAAGAAGAUGGACCUUCGCAAGCAGCAGCGCCGGGAGCUUCUGUUUAAUGAGGUGGUGAUCAUGCGGGACUACCAUCAUCCAAACAUAGUUGAGAUGUACGACAGCUUCCUGGUGGGCGACGAGCUCUGGGUCGUCAUGGAGUUCCUCGAAGGUGGAGCCCUCACCGACAUUGUCACACAUGCCAGAAUGGAUGAAGAGCAGAUUGCAACAGUCUGCAAACAGUGCCUGAAGGCCUUGGCAUUCCUCCAUUCACAAGGCGUCAUUCACAGAGACAUCAAGUCGGACUCCAUACUGCUGGCCAGUGAUGGCAGGGUUAAGCUGUCAGACUUCGGCUUCUGUGCGCAAGUAUCCGUGGAACUUCCCAAGCGCAAGUCUCUCGUGGGCACACCAUACUGGAUGGCACCAGAAGUGAUCUCGCGGCUCCCGUAUGGUCCUGAGGUGGACAUCUGGUCCUUGGGAAUCAUGUGCAUCGAGAUGGUGGAUGGUGAGCCACCAUUCUUUAAUGAGCCGCCACUGCAGGCCAUGCGGCGCAUCCGGGACAUGCCACCACCAAAGCUCAAGAACACGCACAAGGUGUCCCCCAGGCUGCAGGGCUUCCUGGAGAAAAUGCUGGUGCGGGACCCGGCGCAGCGGGCCACGGCCUUUGAGCUGCUGCAGCAUCCGUUCUUGAGGCAAGCGGGUCCUCCAAGCCUCCUUGUGCCACUAAUGCGCAGCUUCAGGCACAGCCCCUGCUGAUGAUGCCAGUGCAAGGCGAGCCUGGGUUGAGCCCUGGUCGUCAGCACAUACAGCGCAGGGGCCGUGUUUGCGUUAGCGCUUCUUCCAUGUUCAACACAGUUUCACAUGCAUUCCCAUAGUUCUGUAUGUUUUCCGUAUCACCUGCAUAGAACUGGUAGAUUCUGUAUUGAUUCCGCUUUAUUUCUGUAAAGUGAGUGCAUUGUGCAAAUCGAGGAAUUAUUGCCAUAUAGCUCACAUACAAAUCAUAUGGAUUCUUCAUUGAUUCUGCAUAUUUUUUAAUGAUAAUGUGAAUUCUGUGUCUAUUCUGCAUCAUUUCCAUAAAAAAAAGGAACAGGAUGCAGAAAAUGUGAGGAAUGGUUACAUAUUACUGAUAUGAAAGUUAUGUGCAUGCCGUAUGCAUUUCUCAAGUUUUGCGAGAAAAAGAGUAUGAUGCGGAAGACAUAAGGAAAUAUUGAAAUGCUUAUGAAAUCUGUCACUAAGCUCCCCUGUUCUACAUUAUCGCGUACUGAAUUAGCACAGAUGUCUGAAAUUUUUGGGGAUUGAGAGUGUCUGUACUAUCUUUCACCUUUCUCAGUCUUGAAACAAAUGCAGUCUUCCUGUAGAGAGGCAAGGUGCUGCCGUGGCAACAGUUUUGAUGUUGCCAACAUGUGGUGCUUCAUCUGUAUACAUUGAAAAUGUAAGGCGAAGUCAGGAUGGUCAUACAGGGAGCCCUAAGGAUUAGGUAAAUUUAUGCAUUUAUUUGUGGGACAAGGCAGGGGAUCUCUGUGGUUGUUCUGAAAGCAGUGCUUUUGCCCAUGAUUGCCCUGUUCUGUGGAGGAGUGGUAAAGGCCCAUUGGUCAGUUAAGUUGUAAAGAGCGCAGCAGCAGGGUACCUUACAUUAGGUCACCUGAUCUCAAGGUCAAGAUGGUGGUGGAUGGUGGUGUGUGGCGGAUGAGAGUGGCAAUGUGGACUUGUUAGUUCAUCCUCACAAGUAUUUGUUGUAUGCGUGCAAGGAUACAGACGCAGAAAUUACUGUGGGCAUCUGAAGUCUUUGUGGUGUGGAAAAUUGGAAAAUGUUGAAUAUUUCCACAGCCUUGGUAUUAGGAUUUCCUUUCUUUUUUUCCUACUCUGGAACUCUAAGCGAACUAAACAUAUCAUUCCAUUACUACAAGUAUUUUCAAAUAUGGUGCUUUGCAGUUUUACUGUCUGCAGGCACAAAUUGUUCGGAAAUUUAACUUUUUAUCGAAGCUACACCCUGAAAGCUUUUGAUGCCUGCCAGUAUUGGACAACACACUUUACUAUGUGUUCUCUCAAUGUUAUGUGUCCUUGUCUGUUGCUUGGGCUACAACAAUUUUACGAGCAUGGUGGGCUGUUGUGCAUGUGAGCACAACAGCAAAGCUUCAAGCACAUUUGGAACAUGGAAAAGGGGGUCAAGGCCACGAAGGUGUGGCAGUGGCUGGGUUGGACGAUGUAUGACUGUUUGUGCUGAGUAUGCUCAAAAACUUUUUUUAGAAAAAUUCCAAGGAGAUCCAUCCCUUCAAUGCCAGACACAAUUCCACACAUUUUGUGAAAAGUGUUAAGAGGGUUUUUUGGGAAUAUGGGGAUUGUAUUGCACUAAUUUGCACUUGAUACAACAUUUCACUUCCUCGACCCACUUGUAAUUUCGGAUUUGCAUCGGUAUGUAGCUUGCACUGCUUUCAAACAAUUGCAGGGAACCGCUACUUGGCUGUAAUUUGUUUUGCUGCAAGUGUAUUGCUGACGAAGUUCUCGCACAAUUCUACCCAUAACUUUAUCUUGUUUGGAAGUUUGCUCCAUUCUGCAGUACACUAUGUUUACAUGGGGUUGAAAUGGCAACGAAAGUUGCAAAGGUCUCAGUGGUUGAAACGAGUCGUCAGUGAUGUCAGCACUGCCCGAGAUUUUCCUGGUAGAGAAACCGCACAGCCGUGGUUCAUUACAAUCUUACUUUUGCAAAGAGUUGCGGUAGUUAGUGAAGUACUAAUCAUUGCUCUAGGAAUCUAUCAGAUUUCCUUAGCCAGUUAUUAUUACUGUUAAGUGCUACCAGGAACCACGACGUUAGUAUUUUACGGUUGCCCUUCCGUUUAGUAGCAAGCUGUGUAGACAGACCAUUCUGGAAACAACUUUCAUCAACAAAGAUGCUUCGCUGAGCCUCUGUGUGCAGGGUCAUUUACUGUCACUGCUCUUCUAACUAGCGUAUUACAAGACAUUAUUUGCGAGAGCACACAUAGGUAAACGAAUGACACGAAAGCUUUUGUGUAACGUGCACAAUUGUUCUCAUUUUCCACAAUUGUGUAACAUCCCUUGAGAAGUUUUGGAGAUGCUGCCACCUGUUUGAUUUCAUGCUGUGGCUGAUCAGUGUUGUUUCUAGACACUGAGUGGCAAGGUGGCUAAAGUGCUGGUGCUCAUAAUAAUACCUGUUCCUAACAAGGUUCGGCCUUUUAGAAGUAUAGUUUGGUUUUAAUGUACAGAUAAGUUUUUCUUAGCGACUUUCAUUUUAAUAGAUUAUGGGAAAUUUGGCCUUUAUAAUUGAUGUCAAUAAAAAAUGUUGGUUGGUUACCUUGCUUGCUCAUGGGAAUGCUUCAAGGGCUGCUUCAAGCAAAGCUGUAAAGAGUUCAAUUGAGAAACAGCUUUGCAAUCUAUGCAGGGGGUUUUUAUUAUUUUAUCUUUGUGUGCUCUCAUAGAACUUUCCUGUUGUGUUCUCGCAUUGUACAAGGCUGUGGCUGCAGUUAUUGAUAGAGUACUUACAAGAACAGCAAUGUAGUGGUAGUUGAUUGUAGUUCGGUUUUUCAGUAAUAUUGAUAGUGGUAGCUGGAAGUAAGAUGAUAGCAUUUGCAUGCUGGUCACUUCACCUCCUUCCCCCUUUUUGAGUGGCCCUUUCUUUACUACUCUAGACUUGUUCAGGUUAACACCAAUCACAUAUGACAAACUUGGUGCCAAAGAACGUACACUCGCCAAGAAUAAAAUAAAAAUGAGGAACAGACGUUUCGGGCCCCGUACGAGUCCUUUGAUCACAAUGAAGAUGUAAGCAUAGGCGCCUGGCUAUUUAUAGGUCAGGUGACGAGUGCACAUUCUUUGGCACCGGUAUGUUUCCUCGCCAGACGAGUUUUCAUCGAACACUUCACUAUAUGACAAACUUAAUGCGUAGCCUAUAUGUAAACAUUAACUUAUCAGCCAUUUUAGGGCAUACAUCUUAGCUUGCAUGAAUAUAGUAGUUUGCAUGGGAAAAGGAAUGCUAGUAUCAAAAAUUAAAUCAAGAUAUAUGGUUAUGUUCAUCUUUUGAAAUAGUGAAUGUGUCACUGCUCUGCAAAAAAAAGAGCAUUCGUGAGCAAGACUAUGACCUGCAUGUGAGAGACCACUUUGGAAUUGUGUGUGUUAGUAUAGCAAUAAUGGCAUCAGAAGUUGUAAGCCAUUGUUAAGGAGCAGCCAAUUCGUUGCACUCAGAAUGAUAGUAAAUGUACUAUGGCCACAUUUCUCAGGCUUUCCUACAGAUUCACUUUAGCUACUGCUCGAUGGCACUGCCAGCAGCUUUACUCACGCAAGACACAUUUAGAAGGGCUUCAUUUUAUUUGAACUUGGAUCAUCUUGUGUGUAAUCUAACAUCCAUAACUAUACUUCAUCUCACCAAAUCUGCAAUGCAGCGAAAGUCACAUCAGCCAACCAAAACAGAGCACCCAAAAAAGUUCUACUCUGUUGUCCAUCACUGAUCGCCCUCUGCAAAACACUGACUGAACAGAAGCUUCACAGAACAAUUAGUAGCGCACAAUCGGCAAGCCCUUCUCUCUUCGCUGUAACAUGCAGCCAGCUCUCAUUACUGCAAACUUGAAAUUGGGUUAGUUGGCAAAAUUUCAUCUUUUCUUGUGCUAGCAUUAAGAAACAACUUGAACAAAGACGAACACAAAUCUACAAGACUGAACAUGGGAAAGGAACAUACUAUUUGCACUUCACAUGUUUAGUCUCGUAUGUUUGUGCUCAUCCUUCUUCAAGUUGUUUCCCAACACCUAACGCAAGAAAAGAUUGAAUCUCAUUACUAAUUAGCCAACACAAACCCUAGUCUUCGCUGCACUGUGCAUAUUUAGCGAGGGGGCGCAUUGUUUCAUGAUAAGUCACAGGAACAACUUGCAUGUAAUAAUGACAAUUUCAUGGGGUGUGUGGUACAGUCAGAUCUUUUCGGUUUGUUGUGGGCUGUCAGUACUCUGUUGUGGUUUUUUACUGGGCGACCAUCCGUGGUGUCCUAGAGUCUGCUGCUCUAUGAGAGCAGCAGUUUUACCAUCAACAUUCCCAACACUGAGUAGGAAUGCUGCAUUGCACUGUCAGCUUCCAAGGCAGACUAGACAGAUGUCGUACGCAAUCAGGAUGAUGCAUGUGCCAUGCAGUUUUUGCCAUAAAUCUUCUAGCUACUCUGCGAAUGACAAGAGCACUUGCUGGGCCCUGUCUGUGUCCUUAUGCUGCACCUGGCAGUUUGAAGUUCUGGAGAGUAAGAAGCACCACCCUAACUGACUCUGAGCCUCUGGGACAGUGAAAAUUCUGCAGGUUCAUUUUGUUCAUUCUGCUGAGCAUGCUCAACAGAAUGAACUUGAUUCACCUUGCUCACAUCAUCAUCAUUUUGUAGUUCUAUGGAAUCCACAGACUGAGGCACAACAGCAAAUUUGGUCAUGUGCAGAGUGGCUUUGGAAAUUUAUGUGAGGACUGUGUGUGUUCAUCUAUCUGAGCAAUUUGAAUGAGGCAACUGAGAUACAGCCUUCAGUUCAUCAUCAUCAUUUAUUGUCCCUUAAGGACCCCUUUCAGGGUAUUACAUAAGGAGGAGCAAAAGCGUCAAUAAACACUAUGGUGAUGAUUAUAUAAUGGUUAACUUAUUUGUACAACGGUAAACAAAACUUAGUAUACAUGCUAGUAGACGAUGGGCAAGAAAAAUUAAAAACAAAACAAAGUAAGGUACGAACUGGCAGUAGAAAUGGCAACACUACUGACAGUAUAACAGAGCAGUACAAAAGUUAGACGUUAAGAGUAACAGCUUAGUAGUGGUAGGUCAAGGGUUUAAAAAACAUGACAGUAGGUGCCUAAAUUUAUCUGGUUGCAAUUAUCUCUGCAACUAAGUCAUGUCUUGGCACAGAACAAAAGCCGGAAGAAUUUUCAAAAGUGCUGUCUAUCAGUGCCACUUGGCUUAAUCUCUUUACUCUGAGAAAGUGGGAAUGUUCAUGGUGGUGCGCUGGGUGUAGGUUACACAGAUUUAUCUGCAUGUCAGCAGUAAAAGAAUACUGCAAUAACAUUUAGUGAAGUGAGCUUUUUGUUCCAGUAAUCACAAAUGUUUGUAUCAAUGGGUGCGUAGGAGCAUAGAGAAUUCACAUUGUAGCAUUUCUGGUAUGCAAUGGAAGGUAGGGCAGUAGAUGUUUGGGCUUAUGCAAAUAACAUCAGCUUGCAAAAAUGUCAUUUGAAGCGUUUCUGGUAGUACACACUAGUAUUUAGCAUAUUAGCAUAUUGAUAGAGAGGUUGCUCUGUGUAAGGUGAAGUACCUUAGAUGACACUUUCUGGCUACCAAUAUUGCUUGUAAUGAAUGUAAUUACUGCAGUAGCAAAAAACAUGUAAUGAUUCACUUUUUACUUUAUCAAGUUGCUUGCCUUUGAAUUCACUUUACCGCUCUACACUUGCUGUUUGCAGAGCAAGAGUCACUUCGUUUACCUAGCUCAUGACCUUACGUGUGUUGCAUGCUUUGCAAGCUGCAAAGGAUUGUUUGUUUUUCUGGUGCCAUAGGCUUAGUAGUGUGAACUAUCCGAGUCAUUCUGCUUUGCGAGAUAGGUGACCGCUGCUAAAUAAGAAGUGUCAUGCUCAAUCUAGGCACUAAAAAUCGCAAUGAGUACAAUCCUUCACUUGGUGCACGGUGAAUCUUCGCCUGGCAAUAUCUAGAGUGUGCCUGGCCUCAUGUGUGUGUGCACAUGCAGGCAUAUUGACCAACAUCUAUGUGUACUGCGUAACUGUAAUGUUGAGGAAGUGAUGCUAGCAUUGGUGAGGAAGUGAUUCAUGCAAAGCCCAGGAUAAGCUUCCAUUUGUGACAAGCGUGUUGUGUUACCUGGUACUUCAGCAGCAGUUGUUAUAAUUGGCCCAGUGAGGUGUUGAGUUGUGACUCUAGAUGUGGCAUGGAGAACUUUUUCUUUUGUAUCUUCCACAGAUAUCAUAUUUGCUGGAAUGUAACAUGGGGAGGAAUUUUCGAGAUACAGAAAAUUAAAAUUAUAGAAAGAUUGUAGUCGGAAGUAUAUGGAUUGAAAAUGAAAUGGAACGACAUGUGAAAUUAUGAUGUGUAAUGCAACCUUAAGAGGAAUCUUUAGCUCGGGCCCAACUCCGACUCCGCCUAUUCAAAUACAUGUAAAACGCAAAAACAUUUUUCCAAAAUAACCCCUUGACCGAUUCUAAUGAAGUUUGUUGCAUUUUAGAGAGAAAGUUAAGUGCUAGUGACUGUUGCGAGUGGAAUUUCGAUUUAGGGCUUGAAUUUUGUUAAAAAGAUUUUCAAACAUUCGACCGCUUGAAAAUAAUAGAAGCACGAAGUUUACAAAUUCAUAGCUCUGCGUCGAGAACAGAUAUCGCGGUUCUGUAAACAGCAUCCAUUAGAUCAAUCAAAGCGGACAAAUUCGAUAUCUCAUUUUAUAUCUUACAUAAAUUUGUUACGUUAUGUACAAGGGUUCUGCAAAAGCUGUAUUUCCAUAUUACUAAAUUUUUUUAUUCGUGUGUAACAUAUUAAUUUUUUCCACUUUAGAUGCACUAUUAGGUGCAAUUCACAGAAUUGUAGUAUCAUUUUUCAUUGCGGAGUUACACAGUUGUAAACUUGAUACUUUCGCUUUCUGAAAAUUUUCAAUUUUUGCCAAUUUUUAAUAAAAAAUUGAGUGAACUUAAAAUCUAGUGACUGUUGGUUUCAAAUUUUCAAUUUAGGUCAUCAAUUUUUUAAUUAAAAUUAGCAAAAAUAAAAGAUUUUCAGAAAACGAAAGUAUAUAGUUUACAACUGUGUAAUUCAGCAAUCAAAAAUGAUACCACAAUUCUGUGAAUUGCACCUAAUAGUACAUCUAAAGUGGACAAAAUUAAUAUGUUACACAUGAAUAAAAAAAUUUAGUAAUAUGGAAAUACAGCUUUUGCAGAACCCUUGUACAUAACGUAACAAAUUCACGUAAAAUAUAAAAUGACAUAUCGAAUUUGUCUGCUUUCAAUGAUCAAACGGAUGCCAUUUACAGAACCGCGAUAUCUGUGUUUGAUGCAGGGCUAUUAAUUUAUAAACCUCUUCUUCUAUUUUUUUCGAACUUUCAAAUUUUUGAAAAUUUUUGAAACAAAAUUUAUUCCGGUAAUCGAAAUUCUGCUUCCAAAAGUCACUAGAAUUUAACUUUCUCUCUCAAAUGCAGCAAAGUUCAUUAAAAUCAGUCCAGGAGUUAUCUCAGAAAGACAUUUUUGCAUUUUACAUGUAUUUGAAUAGGCCACGUCGGAGUUGGGCCCGAGCUAAAGCUUCCUCUUAAUGAUGGAAAACUUUGGCGUAGCCAGUUGAUGAGUGAUUCUCUGCAGCGACACCCAUUUGGGACCACCUGCUUGUUAGGGGCUAUCAUGCGGCAAUGAAUCAUGCAUGUUGCAGGGAUGGAUUGACUGUCAUGUUGUAAUUUUCAAAUGGGAUUACAGUGCAGUGUUGCAGCCCAAGUAGCGCUGGAAACAGGGUCAACAUAGUCCGAUAAUGAACUACCAUUUCCAAAUGCAAGACCAGCAGUGCCCAAUAUAGGACCUGUGUGGCCCAAUGUUGAACACACACUGGCACUGCUCCCUGUGCUACUGCAGAAGGUGCUUGUGCCAUGGUAGCUGCAUUUGCACGGAGACUGUGCAGUUGCACAGUGCAGUAGUACACUAACGCUGUUGCAUCAUGUCUUCGUGAUGUGACACCUGCCCCAUUCCAUGCCCAAGUGGUUGUGCGUACAGUCAGCCAAAAAAACUUUGCUACGACAUAUGGGAUUUGGGGAAAAGCUGAAUUACCAUGUAGCCUGGACCGAGAGUGUUGAGUUCAAAGUUUCAUUGCGUAGUAAGAUUUGUGACUUGUACAGUGAUCCAGUAAGUUAGAUGCCUAUGCCUUAACAGAAUAGAAAUUCCCAUUUGUUGUAUAACCUAUGUCUUGUAAACUCUUGUAGCAGACCAUACUUCCCUUGGAGGUCUAGAAUUGGGACUUGUCAUGAGGCUCAAUGUGACAAGCAACCAUUGUUAAGGUUGUCACAUCUUGAGGUGGGAGAUUGCGCCUGUUAGUGGGGGAAGUAACCUAUAUUUGGAGCAUGGUGUUGAACAUGUAACUAGAGCUGGCCUUCUUGACCUCAUCGCUUCAAAGCAUUGUAUAUGAGUGCAAAUACGAUAUCUCAGCCAGUCAGGGACUACAGGACUUGUUAGUGUCAUUUUUGGUCUUAGCAUAAGUGGACAUGGUCACAUUGUAGUCAGUUGGUUCCGAAGAGCAAGCUUUUUGCUUUUUCUCCCAAGUACAUAAGCAGAAUCUCCUGUGCGUUUUCUUGGGACUUUCAAGAUUUAAUAAACGUAAGUGCCUUGUGGCCUCCUUGUUUAACAAAAAAUGAGAUGUUGACAGGCAGGGUGUGUAAAAAGUGUGUUGUAAAUUGGAAGUUGUUUGAAUGAUGGAGAGCUAGUUAUAUUGCGGAGGUGCACAUAAAUUUAUUUGGGUGGUUUUCUUCAAGAAUGGCACAUAUAUCAUUAAGAUUGAGACUGUUAAAUUUAUGGCAAAAGUAUUUGCACGGAUUAAGUGCAGGUUACAAAUAGAUUGCAAUGCAGCUGUUAAGCACCGAGGUGCUUGUUUUAGAGUUAUAGUUAUACCAUGUAUACCGAGUUCUGAUAACUUUUUGUCAGUAAAGGCAUGGGACUUUUCUCUCUCCGUGGACAAAGUUCUAACAAGUUUUUCAUAGCCUCCUCUAUAUUUACAAUGCCUGCCCAGAUAUUCUGCAAUGCAUGGAAGCCGGUAGUCCACUGCAGCAACACCACAUUCCCAGUCAUGGAGGAAAGAAAAAUAUAGGAGGGAGCAUUACGUCACGCAGCCAGCCUUCGAAAGCAAACGCUCCGUGAAGCCACAGUGGUGGCCCAACACGUGACCUCUUGCAUAAAGAUCACAGAAGAACAAUCGAGAUUUGCUGAAACGUUUGGUUCCGAGCAGCCAUGCCAGUAAUUUUUAUUCAGUGAGCGCUUGUUCAGCUGCCCUGCCGUGGCUCUGGCUGCAGAGCGGGAACACUAAAACUAACUGCGAACUUUGACGUGCGAUCACGUGUUGGGCCACCAGAUUGGCUUCUAUCACAUAGCGGUAUGCACCCGCCUAUCAUUUUCCUUCCUCCAUGUUCCCAGUCAUAUAACAACCCAUGUUGUUGUUAGAGCAUACACAACUUUUGCCAGGCACUGCUGCUACUUUGUGCCUGUUCCUUUGUUUCCGUAUAACCUGUGAAGAAAGUUGACGUGGCCCUAACGAUGGCUUGUAAACUGUGACCAACUACUGGGCAAGUGGCGCCCUCUGAGCAACCCCUGCUUUUUUAGUCUCUGGACAGGCAUUAAAGAAAUACAAGAGGCUGCGGCUUUUUGCUAAGGAACUUGUCACUGUUGUUUCUGGGGUGAUCAGAUAAUUUAAUUUACAAGUGAGUGUUCAGCUGACAGCUUAUGCAUAUUUGUACAUAGAACUUAUUGGCAGCAGUAGUGGUUAGCUCUGUGCCCAUUUUUACAUCGCUCCUUAUUGUUUUAAGCAGGCCCUACUCGGGAUCCAGUACCCGGCCUUGUUUCCAUGCUGUUGUGUUAAGAGCGAUGCCUCCAAGGUUGUUGCGAAUGGUCACAUGUAUUUUUUUUUUUUUCCGAUGACAUCAUUUCUGUUUCAAUGAACAACUACUUGUACUUUUCAUCAUCCUUCUGUUCUUUUUUUUUUACUAUUAUUAUUAUUAGUGCAUGUUUUUUAUGUUUCGGAAACCAUUAUGGAUAUAUUUUGCUGCGUAUACUUUUUUAAAAAUGUGCUGUCAAUGUAUUUGAAAUGCUGUUUUAGGAUUGCCAGAAGUUGGUGUCAUUGGGAGAGCCGGGUAUUUUUUUCUUUUUUUGUGUGUGUCUACUGUCUGUGUUUGUAGGCUUUACUGAAGCUGCCUUUUGAUAUUAUUAGUUGGGCGUAAUACAUUCCAGAGGUGCUUUAGGGCAGUGCGGAGUUGUCAACUUGUUGAGCAACGAAUGAGCCCUUCUGCACUGUGCUUUUACUAUUAGUGUUGUGCCUCCACGCUAUGUUUGUUUAGUUGUCUUCAAUAUCUCUCUCUCUCCUCUUCCGACUCAUUCCUUGAGGCUUGUUGUGCAAAGAAAGUGGGGAAGAGGUGUUUCUGAUGCAUCGAGAUAUUGACCUCACAUAUACAUAGAUAUAUAUAUAUAUAUAUAUAUAUUCAGAUGCCUGUUUUAUAAACCAAUCGUUACUACACUUGUCAUUUUUAAAGAUGUUACAGCACGGCGCCGGCAGAAGAGCACAGCACGUAGGCAUCAGAUUUUACUUGUAGUUAUCAACAGUCUCUCCAACUUUUUUUUUUUUUUUUUUCUUUCUUUUUUCACAGGACAGCUUGUCACAGCAAGGUGUAGGUUAAUUGGCAGCUUUGCCUAAGUGUGCUUUUUCACAUUUUAGGCUUCUGGUUUCAGUGCCUGGGUGCACACUGCAGCAUUGAUAUAAAAACUGCUGUGCUGAUAAGUGUUUAUUGCAUACAGUCUAUUGCAAAAAAGUAAAGGCCAGUGAUUUGUUGGCAACAGCUAGCUGGCAUUUACUUUUUUGCAAUAGAGCAUGCAGCCAAUGAGUGUUGUGUGCCAAUCUUCUGCAAAGGCACAACUGUUUUAAUGAUUUGUGGAGCCUCGUGAAUAACUUUUGUUUUCUCUUGCAAGUUUUCACUGCAAAGGUACAAGUUAGAAAAAAAUAUUCAAGAUGCAAACUUCUUGUCUUGUUGCCAAUGAUUUCAACUACCAACGCCUGAGAUAUGGGUUGUGCUCUCUCUCCUAUAAUUGUGUAUAUGGGCUUAUGAAACACUGAUCGAAGAGAGAGGUGUAUAUGCAUGACCUUGCUCUUUUAAGCACUUGAAAAUGCAAUGACCUGUAAAUACUUUUUCCUCAUGUACAUUAAAGCUAUCUUUCCUACAAA